Molecule: messenger RNA, 4648 nt
Organism: Malaya genurostris
Lineage: Eukaryota; Metazoa; Arthropoda; Insecta; Diptera; Culicidae
Exons: 5
Coding region: 215-2515 (766 amino acids)
Source: RefSeq, a predicted model, not a curated record
CGGUAUACCGGGAAAGUCAAAACGUCAGUUUAUAAGUCGGAGAAAGUGAUGCGGAUUCGGAAUUUGCGGCGGAAAACAUUUCAUGGAUAUUGUUAGCUAGAAAAUAAUGGGCAAAUAUAUAUAAAUAAAUAUAUAAACACAUCAAACUCGUGAAGAUAGUUUUUAGAAACGCAUAAUCUAAUGUAUGUAAGGUUCAACUCUGCUUGAAAUUAGGAUGUCUGAAAACCAAAUCUGGAAGCAGAAAUAUACUCAAACGCUCGCAAUGGAUAGCAGGAACAAAACUUGUUUAUUCUGCUUAAAACAACGGCAAAUACUUGUGGACGAUUCUUCUACUGUUCGAGCAAUUAAAAAAAUGUAUAAUAUUACCGUUCCUUCCAACGGAUGUCGCAUUUGUAUAGAAUGUCAUUUUAACAUCGGACGUGUUUUUAGUUUUAAACAGACCAUCGAAGCAAGUUCAGAUUUCGAUGGCGAUGGUUGUUUUGUGUGCAAAUCGGAAAACAUAAUCGCUGAGCCAGAAGUUAAUCGAGUGGUAGAUUAUCUUACCAAACAGUGCAGUACCAUACAUUUUGGUAAUAAUGUUACAGUGAGAUCAUGUGUAACGUGUUUGUACUUACUAGAAAUUAGUAUCAAAUACGAGAAGCUGGCCAAAAACUACAAAAACGCACAACGGUUUAGCAAACAGUUUGCUUCUAUGAAAGAUUGUAAUGUAGUACUCUGGAAACUAGAUUUAGAUGGGCUGAGCAGAAUCUGCGAUGGAUUCACAAAACAGAAGGAAAAACAAAAGAGAGGACAAAAGAGAAGUCGUGGGUCUUGGGGACCGCAGGAUGAAGUGGCAAUUAAAAGAUCGAAACAAGAGGACGGAUCUGUAUUACCAGUUAUGUUGACAAAACUUACCCCUACUAUGACCCCGACAAAAGCUGGUGGGAAAAAAGGUUCUCCGCCUAAUCUAUCACCAAAUGCAUUGAAAGGGAAAGUUUCUAAGCAAAACGACAAAAUUUUCAUAAAACUUCCAAUUCCUCGGAAAUUGCAAAAGAAACAGACCAAGUUGCGUAAAAAAUACGGGACUCCCCAUUCGCCUAUCAAAUCUAUUCCAGUGUCUCCGUCCGUAGCUGCACUUAAUCAAAUCUUCGGUGUUGAACUGCGUCCCCUAUUCGUCAAAAUAGAACAUGUGGAUCUUUCUAGUUACAUGAAUAGAACGAUUGCUCACGAUUUAAACACGCGGAAUCUACGAAAACCGAGAAAAGAAGAGUUUAUAGGUCUGGACGAGGAAGACGUUGUGGAACUUCAACAAAACAACACGAGUAUUGGAAGUUCAGUUGGCAAACGAAAGAGUAUAUUGAUAACAGAACGUAUCGAAAGUCCGAAUUCUGCAAAAAAGAAGGUGAAAUUCUCCGAUUCCCCCAGCAUCAAAUAUGUGGAUAAAUUGAACUUCAGUGAUGACGAAGAUGGUGAUAAGGAGGACAACGAUGACGAGAAUGAUGCAGAUUACGAAGAAAAUAAAUUUAAGAAGAAAUGUCCCAGACCACAAAAUGGAAAUGCAUUAGUAUCAGGAAACGGAAAACUGCGGAGAGGAAGGCCAGCAAAAAAAGUCAUAAACAGCAACACAAGUGAAAAAUCAAGUGAGCAAAGUACUGAUUCAACACCAAUGGAUGUGAAUCGACAUGAGAUACAGAAAAGUAAUGAAAAUCUUAUAGUUCAUAUGGGAAACGAAGAUAAGCGGAAUACUGAAGAGAACGAGAACGGUAUUUCCGAAUCUGAUCAGAUAAAAACACCCGAGUCCGUUCAUUUGAAUGGUGAAUAUACAAAAUCACUCGAGCAAACAGAAACACCUAUCGAGGGAGCUCCUACUGAUGACAAAGACACUUUCAGUGAACGAGCUUCAUUAAAUAGUGCAGAAGAAACUGGCCCGCCUAUUGAAAGUGAUGUAAUAGGAUUAGAUGAAACUGUCACUCAGGACACUGAAAUGAAGGACCUCUCUAACGUUUCACCCGAAGACGUUGAGAUGUCAGAAAAUAAAUCUCCUCAACUGGAAGAUGUUGAAAUGGCAGAAAUUGGCAAUAAUGAAAUCACGGAGACAAAUACACAAGAAAUCAAUCAUUCCACUGGAACACAAGGAAAUUCUAUUUCUCCUCAAGGGCAAAAUUCAGUUGAUUUCUCAUCGGAUAAGGAAGAUGAAAUUGUAAAAGUAAAUUUAAAUUUCAGUGAUUUUCUAGGCGAGGAAAUUUCUGAGACAGAACAAAACUCAUCUAUUGAACAAACUGAUUCAACAACAGGCGCAUUAGAUGACGCUGACCCAGGAACAUCAGCUGAGCAAAAUAAAAUCACAAUAGAAGAAAAGGAGGAAAUAACGGCCGAUGAUAAAAUCUUGGAAGUGAAGAAUCAACAAUCAUCUGCUCUAGAUGACGUAGACGACAUUUCUGAUGAUGAUGACGUUCUAAAUCAGCUAGAUGACACGGAUGAAUCAAAACGGAAUUUAUCACCAGAUCUGUCUCUUUCGAGAGAAAAUAGUCUUUAGAAUAUGUGUAAAAAGCACAUAGAGAUUUAUAUUUCAUAUUUCGCAUCCUAAUUUGUUUAUAAUAUUUGUUUUUGUAAACAGAAAAAAACAGUGUUCUUUCAGCAUGUAAAUGCUGAAGGUGUUUUAGUGCAGUAUCGCAGUAGAGAUGCACAAAUGACAGUAAACAGUAAAAUUUACUUUUUAAUAACAUAAAGAUAUAGUACAUUGUGAAAUAUCUUUUAUAUGUCGGAUUUAUUGACAUGUAUCGGGUUGAUUGUAGAAAAGCACCAAUGAACAUGUAAAGAAAAAAUAUAUAUAUCAAAUUAAGUUUGGUCAAAUGUACUGUUUAUGUUUUCUUUUUAAAUUAGUAUUGGUUUUAUUAUAUUUUACCAAUAAAUAAUUAAAGAACUAAUGGGUGUAUCUAUUUGAUAAGCCUACAUGGACCUUCCACACAUACUAGAGUUUGUUGAAACAAUAAGUAUACAGAUAUUUAGAUAACUCAAAAUAUGUAUUUGAAGACCAUAUGAACGGAAGAAUGCAAGAAUAGGAUAAAAGUAAUUUACUUUGGAGGUCGUUUCAAGUGAUUUGCAUUGUAAAAAUAAUGAAACGGAACUCAGAUUUUCAUAUAAUAAGCCGACUGCAAGAUCCGGUAUGAAAACAUAAAAGUGUGUUAAACAAUAUAUGAUGAAAUAUUCCCAGAGAAACAUGCCCAAUCGUUUGAAAAGGUCAAUUAGUGCGAUUCCGUUCAUAUUGUCAAGCACCGUACAAUCAGAAAAAUCAUCACUUCAAUGCUACGUGAAAGGAAUGUGAUUUUUAUCCAAAUAACUUUUCUGUAAUACUUAUGUGAAGUAUAGGUGGCACAGAAUGAACUCAUGAACUCUUAGUCCACAUUUGUAUCACGUAAUCCUAUCCCUCCUACAAUUUUCGAUGUACGGUUUCCUUAGAAGAUUUGAUGUGCUGGAACACAAUCUAGGGGAAUUGUGUUUCAGUUUCGUAUUUUUGGUACACAGAAUUCGCGUAAUACCGAUUGGUCAAACAAACAAGUUGUUGAGGGUGGGUUUCGUAGAUCCAUUUAGUAAACUUAACAUUUGCUCACAAUCUUACAAUUGACAAGGUCCCAAGCGCAAAUGACGGUUUCUCUUUGUUUGCUUUUUUUCAAUAUUUACAAUCCAUUCAGUAAUCCUUCCAUCUAACACUUCACAUAGAAUAAUGACAAAAUCCACCAACUUUCGAAUUGCACUGGAAUUUGAAAAAGAAAGUAAACAAAUGCGUUAUAUGCUUUUAGCUUCAUAAUUGAAUUAAAUAUGCGUUACAGCUUUUAGCUUCAUAAUUGAAUGAAUAAGAUAUGGAAUGAAUUAAAUGAAUAGGAUGUUGAUUGCAUUUCGCUCCAACAUCCGGGGCUGAGCUCUUUUUUAUGUUUUAUUUCCAUACUACCGGUCCUUAUUACCAGUGUGAAGUGGAGUGAACGUAUCCCAAUUGGGUUUCACACGAUGACAACAAAUGAACGGUAAAUCGAGUUCAUAUGUGACGUUUAUUGGUGGUUUUUGUACAAUGGAUUACUUUGGAAUGAGAUAGAAUAUUGUAGAAUAGAACGAAAUGAUAAUGACUUAACCAAUGAGCAAACCACUGAUAGCUGUCGAACGAUGUUCAUCCAGUUUGUAUUGUGAGGAUGUAUCGUUUGUGACCUGAUGGAUGAGAUGAUGUGUGAAAGAAAUGUAAGAGUAAGUGCAUGCAAGAAUGGUAAUAAAGGCCACAGUUCCAGCUCAGGACUAACGAUCGACCAUUAGAAGAGAUAGAACGGUACCACCAUUCAUCUCAAAUCCAUUAGUCAUUUCAUAUACGAGAACCAUUAGUUAUAGUGAGAUCUGUUAUCUCUGUUUGAUAGAUUAACUUCAGAAGUAACAUGAAAUUUGGAGCAUUUGCUUCGCUAAAACAUCAGUAUUGAACCAUUUCCGAACUACUUACCUUACCUUACCUAGCAGCUAUAGGCCUGGGGUGUCCUUUGCUGUAUCAAGAAAACGUCUCCACAUAACUCGGUCCAUGGCUGCUCGUCGCCAGCCACUCAAGGCACGGAUGCUUCUGAGAUCACCCUCCACUUGAUCGAUCCACCUUGCUCGCUGCGCUCCUCUUCUUCUUGUACCAGUCGGAUUAGAU